CGGAGUCGGCCGAAUUCAUGCGGCGCGUCAAAAGUGUCACUGAUUUUUGUUAUUAAUUUUUCUCGUUGAAUUUUCUAGACUUUGAGCUUCCAGGUUAUUCUAUUGAAUUUUGAAUUAAAUUUGAAACAAUUCAAUCAAAUCAAUAGGAUUUUGUUAACGUGAAAUACAUGCUAUAAAAGGAAAACCAAAUUCAAUUCUAAACAAUAUCCGCUGAUUAUAGACAAGCCAAGUAGAUUCCUCUCAAAUUAAAAAAUGGCAGAGAUUGACAUUUCUCCGAAUAACGAUGGCGGCGUACUGAAGCAAAUCCUAAACGAAGGCACCGGAACCGCUUUACCACCACCAGGAUGCAAAGUUAAGGUCCAUUACACCGGAACACUUUUGGAUGGAACGGAAUUCGACUCUAGCAGGGGUCGAAAUGAUCCUUUUCAGUUUAAUUUGGGAAAAGGAAAUGUAAUAAAAGGAUGGGACAUUGGAGUGGCGACAAUGAAAAAGGGAGAAAGAGCUAUAUUGACUUGCGCCUCAGAGUACGCUUACGGCGAGUCAGGAAGCCCUCCAAAAAUUCCACCUAAUUCUACUUUGAAAUUUGAUGUUGAAGUUCUAGAUUGGAGAGGAGAAGACUUGAGCCUGCUUCAAGACGGUGGUAUAGAAAGAGCCGAAAUUUUAGUUUCCGGCACUGGCUUUUCAACACCUAAUGACGGCGCUCUCGUAACUGCUCAUCUGAUUGGAACAUACAAUGGCAACGUUUUCGACAAAAGAACCGUCACUUUUAACCUUGGCGAAGGCUCUGACCAAAACGUAAUCGAAGGCAUUGAAAUCGCUCUGCAACAUUUCAAAACUUCUGAAUCUUCUCGACUGAUUAUUCAACCGAAAUAUGCUUUCGGCCAAACUGGCUCUACUGAAUUCAAUAUACCAGCCAGCGCAGUAGUAGAAUAUGUGGUGACGUUGAACAGUUUCGAAAAGGAGAAGGAAAGUUGGGCGAUGGAUAGUCAAGAGAAAAUAGAGGCUUGUCAAGUGUUUAAGGAAAAAGGCACUGGGUACUUUAAGAAGUGCAAAUAUGAUCUUGCUGUGAAGAGUUAUAAGAAGAUUUUGUCCUUUUUAGAGAGUGAUUCCGAUUCUGGAGACGAAAGACGUUCCCUUCUUUUAGCCGCCCACCUGAACAUCGCCCUGUGCUACCUAAAACUCAACGACAAUUUUCAAGCCAAAGCCUCGGCGACCAAAGCUUUGGAAAUCGAUCCCGCCAAUGAAAAGGCCCUAUUCAGACGCGGCCAAGCGCUGAAUGGCCUGGGCGAGCCCCGAUUGGCGGCCAAAGAUUUCGGCGAAUGUCUGAAACUGGAUCCGAACAAUUCGGCUGCUCGAGCGCAACAAUCUCUGUGCAGCCAUGUGAUGAAGGAACAGCUGGAGAAAGAAAAAAAGAUUUACGCCAAUAUGUUUGAUAAAUUUGCUAAAAUGGAUACGCAGGUCGUCAUUAGUCUAAUGGCAGUCGUAGUCCUCGGAAACCCCGAUGCUGAUGUCCAAUUACAUCAGAGAUUGAAACGAGGAUUUCACAAGAUCGUCACUGUUCCUAAACCUUACCCUGUAUACAUUCCGAAACCGUAUCCUGUAGUUAAAACUAUUCCGAUUAAAGUCCCAUACAAAGUGACAGUAUCCAAACCAUAUCCGGUUGAAGUACUGAAACCUUAUCCAGUACCAGUUACCAAAACCGUCCAAGUACCAGUCACCAGGACCGUCGCUGUUCCAGUCAAGGUGCCAAUUCACGUGCCGUAUGCAGUGAAAGUACCCUACGCGGUACCCAAACCGUAUCCUAUUGAAAUUGAGAAUCUAAAAGUUGUUAAAGAAUCCUACCCAGUUUAUAUUGAAAAUAAAGUACCUUAUCCUGUGGUGAUUGAUAGUGGACAUCAUCAUGGUGGUUAUCAUGGUUGGUAAUUUUUUGUUGUUGAUGUAUUGGAUUUUGAAAUAAAAUUGUUUUGUUUAAUUAUGAUAUAUUUCUCAAUGCCCAACACUUCAUCCUUUCAAGAAUAGCAGCUUUAAUCUAAUUUUGUAAGUGGAGGAAUAAGAAUUCUAAAAAUGUGGCCUCAUAUUUUUUCGAAUUUCCAUUUGGUGUCACAAUAAAAACUUGU
Molecule: messenger RNA, 2117 nt
Organism: Ceutorhynchus assimilis (cabbage seed weevil)
Lineage: Eukaryota; Metazoa; Arthropoda; Insecta; Coleoptera; Curculionidae
Source: the annotation of a GenBank genome assembly